Messenger RNA from Aspergillus wentii DTO 134E9, 6757 nucleotides. Its product is annotated as non-reducing polyketide synthase spyA. Gene Ontology annotation, biological process: secondary metabolite biosynthetic process; fatty acid biosynthetic process. Lineage: Eukaryota; Fungi; Ascomycota; Eurotiomycetes; Eurotiales; Aspergillaceae. The transcript is spliced from 6 exons. Gene Ontology annotation, molecular function: fatty acid synthase activity; 3-oxoacyl-[acyl-carrier-protein] synthase activity. Bases 1 to 6408 code for a protein of 2135 amino acids. The record is from RefSeq and is a predicted model, not a curated record.
AUGGCGAACAAUCACUGCAAUACCUCCAGCCCUCAGGCCACUUGUAUUUUAUUUGGUCCUCAGGCCAUACAGACAAACCAGGCACUCCUCGACAUCCGCACUUCCCUGCAAGAAACUCGCGGCCUGAAUUUUCUGGCAACAGCCAUCACGGCCCUCCCGGCAGUAUGGCACGUGAUACAGGACGCCCUGCCUGAACUGCGUCAACUUCCUCACGCCAACCUCGACCAACUCUGCCACUUCUUCCAAGGAGGCCCUGCUCCCAUCAUCACCGACACGGCAAAUAUUAUCCUCACUCCACUCACGGUGAUCUCGCACUUGAUCGAGUUUUGGAAGCUCCAACAUGGGAAUUCUGACCAGCCUCCCGUUUCUCUCCCGCUGGUCCAGGAUGUCCAGGGAUUCUGUGUCGGCUUCCUAGCUGCAAUCGUCGUAGCUUGCUCCCAGACCCAUGAAGACUUUCAGAUCCUAGCCUUUAGGACUGUGUGCCUGGCUGUGUGCGUCGGGGCUCUGGUCGAUUGGGAUGAACACCAGAGAUCCAAUCCGCAGGACAGAGCCGUGUCGGUUGCCGUCAGAUGGAAAGGGACUGCGCAGUACGAUGAAAUUGAAGAUGCAAUAGGAUCACAAGACGGGGCAUAUGUUUCAUGUAUCACUGGCCCAACCUCGUUGACAGUCACCAUUCCCCAAAAAUAUGCAGCAUCUUUCGUGUCGACGCUCUCUGAUCUCGGCAUAUCAGCAAAAGGCAUAUCACUUCGCGGCCGAUUCCACCAUCAAGAUCAUACUAAUGCUGUUUCGCGGGUAUUGAGGCUUGUUGAGCGUGACGAGCGAUUCCAACUACCAUUUGCCAACAGCUUGACCCUUCCACUAAGAUCCAGUGUGGAUGGGCAACGUAUCAUAAACGGUGCACUACAUCGGAUUGCUCUUGAAUCGAUUCUUCUAAAACCCUCUCAGUGGUUCCAAACUGUACAGGAGACAUCUUCUGCCUGGGAAAUGUGUAACAAGCGCGUUGGUUUCAUUACUAUUGGCAGUGAAAUGCCUAUACCCCCAUCUCUUAUCAGACACCAUCUCCUGCCAGAAGCUCCCUCUAUAUUAAACGCUAAUACUAAUUCCACAGAACAAAUACCGAUCACAGGAACCCCACUAACAGAUGAGACUAACGCUGACGAGUCUGGAAUAGCUGUCAUUGGUAUGGCCUGUCGAUACCCAGAAGCAGACUCAAUUGAUGAGCUCUGGGAAAUAAUAGUACGAGGAAGACCUGCUGUCCCUAGAACCCCUGAAGAUCGAUUUAAAGAAUUUGACACAUGCCGCGAGUCCAAGGAAGGCCCUCUCUGGAGUAACUUCAUCCGACAGCCGGACGUAUUUGACCAUCGUUUUUUCGGUAUCUCCGGUCGUGAAGCAAAGUCCAUGGACCCUCAGCAGAGAUUAAUGCUUCAGGUGGCAUACGAAGCAGUAGAAUCGACAGGGUAUCGUGGUUUGAAGGACAAUAAGCUCCCCGAUGACGUUGGAUGUUAUGUUGGCGUGGCCACUGACGACUACGAUGAACAUGUCGCCUCCCAUCCUCCGAGCGCCUUUUCGGGUCCAGGAACAUUGAGAGCAUUUAUCAGUGGAAGGAUAAGCCAUUACUUUGGAUGGAGUGGCCCUUCACUCACGCUCGACACGGCAUGUUCAUCUUCAGCCCUUGCAAUCCACUCUGCCUGCCGGGCCCUUCAAGCGAGAGACUGCUCUGUUGCAAUUGCAGGAGGUGUUAACACAAUUACCCGCCCAACAAUGUCCCAGAAUCUUAAAGCUGCGUCUUUCCUGAGCCCCACCGGGCCUUCCAAAGCAUUUGACGCCGAUGCCGAUGGGUACAGUCGGGCCGAAGGAGCUGGUGCUGUAGUGCUACGUCCUCUUCGAGAUGCAGUCAAAAAUGGAGAUUUUAUUCUGGCCGUCAUUCGUGGCUCUUCGGUUAAUCAGGGGUCGAAUUCUUCACCUAUCACGGUGCCCGACUCUAAUUCUCAGGUUUCGCUUUAUCGCAAGACACUGUCGGAGUCACUAAUUGACCCCGAAGACGUAACUUACGUGGAAGCCCAUGGGACAGGAACCCAGGUCGGAGACCCGAUCGAGUUUGAUAGUAUCCGAAAGGUCUUUGGUGGUCAAGGCCGACCCAGUCAAGUCUUUGUCGGAUCCAUCAAAGACAAUAUCGGCCACGCGGAAGCUGCGUCGGGCGUUGCAGGUUUGCUAAAAACGAUUCUGAUGAUCCAACACAGAACGAUUCCCAAACUCGCUAGUUUCAAACUUCUCAAUCCGAAGAUCCCGCCACUUGGCAGCGACCAAGUCGUGAUACCAACGCAAACUCAGGGUUGGGAAUCUGCGACACGUACGGCACUCAUCAACAACUACGGUGCGGCGGGAAGCAAUGUUGCCAUUGUUGUACAAGAACAUAUACUCAAUGCUCCACCGAUUGAGAAUAGCAGUACGGACCAUCGAUUAUCUGGGUUAGUAAGUUUUCCUAUUCUAAUUUCAGGGCAAUCGAGUGAUGCCGUUGGCUCGUACGUGGAAUGUCUUAAGUCAUCUUUGUCGAGGAGCAAGUCCAUACUCGCUGAUCUCGCUUAUAACUUGGCGAUUAAGCAAAAAAGAGACUUGGAAUACCAAUUAGUCGUGCCUCAAUCAAGUAGACAGGAUGAUAUUUUCUUUCUUGAAUCUCCUGCUGCGAACCCGAAAGUUCAGAAGCUAUCACGAGAGCCACUUUCUGUUGUGCUCUGUUUCGGUGGGCAAAAUGGUAGGACUGCCAGUAUUUCAAAAGAUCUCUUGGAUAAUUGUAUCGUCUUAAGAGACUAUCUGAUGGAUUGCAAUGCCGUGUGUGAAGAACUGUCCCUUCCAAGUCUGUUCCCAACAAUCUUCCACCGGGAACUCAUUCAUGACGUUGUUGCAUUGCAUUGCGCUCUUUUUUCGAUCCAGUACUCUUGUGCUAAAUCAUGGCUAGCAUGCGGACUCAAGGUUGAUCGACUGAUCGGACAUAGCUUCGGCCAGCUCACUGCCCUAUGUGUGGCCGAUGCGGUCCCUCUCUUAGAUGGACUUCGCCUGGUUGCGGAGCGUGCUCGUUUGAUACAGACCUACUGUGGUCAAGAAAACGGCAUCAUGGUUUCCAUCGAAGCGCCCCUCGAAGAGGUACAUCGUCUCCUUCAUGUUGCCGAGCGGCAAUGCAUACAGCCUUUUUUUGCGGAAAUCGCAUGCUACAACGGACCAAAGAACCAUGUUGUAGCUGGGGAUGAGAUGUCCAUUCAAGCCGUUGAGAAAGCUUUGGAGGUUAUGCCAGUUAGGGCCAAAUUGCAGCGACUAAAUAACACCCAUGCGUUUCAUACUAGACUCAUUGACGAAAUCGUUCCCAGCUUCACCCAUGUCGCCAGCACGUUUUGCUACCAGAAGCCUACCAUUACAAUUGAGGCUUGCUCCCUGGAUGAUAGAUGGUCUGAUUACAUCACCCCCGAGAAGAUUGUCGAUCACAGCCGAAUGCCGGUUUACUUCUCAGAGGCUGUUGGGAGGAUAGAGCAGCAACUCCCUGGGCGCAUCGUGUGGCUUGAAGCCGGGUCAGGGUCGCCAAUUAUUCCCAUGGUCCGGCGAGUGGCCUCUGCUUCGCGGGGUCAUCUCUAUCAUCCUGUUUUCCUGGGAGGCCCUGAACCACAAAGAAAUCUCACAAAGACCACCUGUGACUUAUGGUCAAAUGGUGUCAAAGUGCAGUUCUGGCCCUUUCACCAGUCCCAGGCGACAUGGUAUAAAUGGGUCAAUAUUCCUCCUUACCAAUUUGCUAAAACGCGACAUUGGCUGGAUUAUAAACCAAGGGCACCCCCAUCGACAGGCCCAACAAAUUCAAAGGAGUUGUUAGAGCUUUUAAGUCAUCAGCAAAAUCCAUCCCGGGCUGUCUUCGAGAUCUUUCCCAGGAAUCAGGUCUACCAGCUGUGUACAGGCGGUCAUUUGGUAGUCGAUCAUGGCCUUUGCCCAGCAGGGCUCUAUAUUGAGUUGAUUCUCCGGGCAUGUUCUUUUUUGUUCAAGGACCAAGCAAGUGGAAUCCCGCAAAUUGAAGGAUUGACCAUGUCAUCGCCUCUUGUGCUUGAACCGUCUGGACGAGUGUUUCUGCAAAUGUCGGAAAUUCAUCCGCAAAUUGGAAGCUGGGAUUUCUCCCUAUUCAGUGAUGGCAACCCAGAAGCAAGCAGUCCAACAGUCCAUUCCACGGGAAGAGUUACAAUUUCACAGCCAAACACUCUGUCAGUGGCGACACGCUUACAGUCGUUGAAUCGUCUCGUGUCUCCAUCACGGUGCUCUGACAUCGAAGCUUCCCCGAUGUCGACGGGUUUCAAGGGCCCUAUUGUCUACCAGACUUUGGAGAAAAUCGUUCAUUACGCUGAAUAUUACCAUGGUGUGCAAAAGAUCUUUGCCAGUGGAGAUGAAGCAACGGGCCAAAUCGUUCUACCGUCGUCCCGGCCUGAUGUUCUGAGAUCCGGUGUCUGCGAUUUAGUCCUAUUGGACAAUUUGACUCUGAUGGCGGGUAUACACGUGAAUUGCCUAUCGGACCGCAAGACAAACGAAGUUUGGAUAUGCAGUUCAAUUGGGGAAGUCGUAAUCGGCAAGGAGUUUCUCGAAAAACAGCAUAAACUUCCGUCAUGGACAGUUUACUGCACUCGAGAAAGAUCCUCUGAAAAAUCGUUUGUCUGUGAUGUGUUAGCUCUCGAUCCAGACUCUGGGAGUCUUACCGUGGCCCUCAUCUCCCUUGAGUUUCAUACAGUACCCAUCAAGUCUUUGGCAAGAGUUCUGGAGAGGCAGAAUACGGCUGUAGCGAAGCCUUCGCGAGUUACAGAACCAACCCCUGUUUCAAAGCAUGCGCUUAAUGGUAUCAAGCGACCUUGGGUGACACAACAUGAGGAGCAGCAAUGUAAACGAAAAAGAAUCAAUGCGACCGUCCCUCAAUCAUCAUUUGACCCAGACUAUGGUAUUCCAACGCCUGUUACUGACAUCUCCACUGAGGCCUCUUUUGGGAGUGAACCUACUGGGACCAGCUCCCCUGGAUGGGACCAGAUCAGGGGAAUCCUUGGUGAGGUUCUGGAAAUCCCUUUGCACGAGAUCACGCCGUCAUCAACUCUUGCCCAUCUUGGUGUUGACUCACUGGUGGCAACUGAGGUUACCGCAGAAAUGAAAAAAAGAUACAACGCAACAAUGAAAGCCGAGAGCUUCCAGGGCACGGCCACAGUGGGAUCUAUAUGUGAUCAGUUUCAAGGGUCGUCGACUGGAAACCAAAAUUUAGACAUACCCAAUGACAAUAGCUCUUCACAGAGCAAUACAAGCUGUGAGACUAUGGGUCAAGACUUUCAGAACUUGCAUCAGUUGAACCUCCGCGAUGAUGCCGAGGCUCUCGAUGGGAACCGAGAAACGGUUGCGUUUGGGGAGAGAGAUGGAAUUCAGCUUCUUGCCGAUAUUUACUAUCCUGAGAAAAUUUCAAGCUCGCAGAAUCCCCUCCCAGUAGCUCUCAUGAUCCACGGGGGAGGUCAUAUAAUGCUGUCCCGGAAGGAUGUUCGCCCGAAACAGACCCGGAUGCUUUUAGACGCGGGAUUCCUUCCCGUGAGUAUCGACUAUCGCUUGUGUCCGGAGGUAACGCUACAGGAAGGGCCGAUGCAAGAUGUUUGUGAUGCUCUCACAUGGGCACGGACAACACUGCCGAGUAUCAUACUCAAACGGCCCGAUAUACGGGUAAAUGGCGAAAAGGUGGUAGCUGUCGGUUGGUCAACAGGAGGACACCUCGCCAUGAGCCUUGGGUGGACACCACACGCAAUGGGUAUGAGGCCUCCAGAAGCUAUAUUGGCAUUUUACUGUCCAUAUGACUAUGAGGAUCCCUGCUGGUCUGAGUCUAAUCUUCCUUUUGGAAUGCAAGUUCCCGAUACAGCUACUUCGGCCCAUGAUCUUUCCGAGUCGAUUUAUGAUGAGCCCAUCACGGGUUACAAUCCGACGAUAGAUCGAUGUGCUCUCGGUGGAUGGAUGGCUCCCAGCGACCCACGUUCUCGGAUACCAUUGUACAUGAAUUGGAAGGGAAAGACGGUGGAAGUUAUACUCAACGGACUGAGACGGUCAGAGGUCUGCACAGGUCAGAUCCCGGAGCUGCCAGUCCCGCCGCUUGAACAGAUCCAGAGUGUGAGUCCGCUUGCGCAGAUCCGUAAUGGAAGCUAUAAGACGCCUACAUUUAUUAUUCAUGGCAUGUUGGAUGAUUUGAUUCCCUGGGAGCAGGCCCAACGGACGUACGAUGGUCUGGUGGCGAACGGUGUGGAGGCGGGAUUCCGUCUGUUGAAAGACACGUUGCAUCUGUAUGAUAUUUACCGUGGGUGCGAGAAGAACAGGGAUGGUAUGCAGGCGAUUGUGGAUGGGUAUCAAUUUCUUCGUUCCCAUGUCUGAAGGAGUGAUGCAACUAUGCCUAAUAGGACUUGGCAAUAUGUCCAUUAAUGACAGAGAUGAACGUGUACGGGGUGAAUGGAAAGUGGAAGGCUGCAGUAUGAAUGUCCAUUCUCGUCUGUAUAGAUUAGCGAUGUACCAACACUCAUCAUCUGGGUGAGCCAUUUACUCUGCAUGAUCAACACAUAACUGACGAAUCCUAUCCUAUGCCCAGUAGCACAUGCAUGAGAUAGGUCUAAAGCCACUGGCUAAUCAGAACCCUACUUGGGAGAGUAAAAAUAGGUAUACAUGGACUUAACCAUGCUGACUGCACGCUACCUGCAAUAGUUAAUAUCAUAUAUCGAAUCAAUAC